Ylistrum balloti is the source of this 1098-nucleotide messenger RNA. RefSeq lists its product as uncharacterized. Gene Ontology annotation, molecular function: microtubule binding. The transcript has 2 exons. NCBI's taxonomy places the organism in Eukaryota, Metazoa, Mollusca, Bivalvia, Pectinida, Pectinidae. The record is from RefSeq and is a predicted model, not a curated record. The coding region runs from base 1 to 1098 and encodes 365 amino acids.
AUGUCUCUUCGAGAACAUCGCGCUUCCUCGUCAAGGAGAUCUCGGAAACGUGAAAAGGAGAGUGUGUCAGAUGAAUCCGGUGAUGAAGGUCGUGUUUUAAUAAGGCGACGCCCUGCGUCGGCAAGUGAUCUUCGACUGCCUGAAUAUCGUCAUUACUCAGGCGAUGAUAAAACUCAAAAAAGGUUUUACAGGAAGGAGAAAAAGCUCACACGGGGCACCCAAGAGGAACGCACACUGGAAUAUGUCAUGAGCAGUGGACAGCAAGAACAGCGCCGUCCUGUGACGAGGACGGCAUAUCAGAGUGACGGCGAGGAGAUAUAUGAUAGUGAGACCGGAAGUGAAAGUACCAUCCGGCGCGUGAAGGAGCACAUGCGUUACUAUGCAACACAAAAUACCCGAGCUGCGUCGGAUAUGGGCGACAGAGGCAUCGUGUACUACAACGCGCGCAACCACGGCCGUGCGAUGUCCGAUGUCGGCACACAACUCGUGCAGCAUGUGCAACAGGACAGUAUGCGAGAACACGGACGUGUUGGCAGGCCUGGGUCGGCAUUCAGUCAACAGGUCAUGCAGACAAGAGAUGGUGACCGUCUUGUAGAGGUGGAAACAAGAGAGGAAGGCAACAAGAUAUAUUAUAACUACCGUCUAAAAGCGGAACCAAAGCCUCCUCCGGCCCCUGUAAGACAUAUGCGCCACGUGGGAGUACAGAUGACCACCAAAUACGUUGCUGAGCAAUCACCACCGGUCAAAACUAGGAAUAGUGGCACGCAGACUACAGCCCCACCUCCGAAACCAAAACCCAAACCUCAAAGACAGAUAUUAGUAGCUCGUCCUGAAACACCCCCUCCGCCACUUGAGGUUAUGGAACCUGUACCUGCGGUGAUUCCCAAGGCCAAGUCGGUGAUGGUACGUGUGGGAGGAGGUUGGAUGAAAGUGGAGCAUCACCGUAACCACCAUAUACCUGUCAAAGUUUACGAACAUAAACGACGCACAAGCGUAGACGACAAGUUCCUUUUUAUUAAGUCCCGGUUUGCUCGGAAGAAGAAACAAGUACCCAUAGCUUAUAAAAUGUAUAGAGAAAAAUUGGUGCUGGAUAAUUAG